This is a messenger RNA of Chaetomium globosum CBS 148.51, 1749 nucleotides long. RefSeq lists its product as uncharacterized. NCBI's taxonomy places the organism in Eukaryota, Fungi, Ascomycota, Sordariomycetes, Sordariales, Chaetomiaceae. The record is from RefSeq and is a predicted model, not a curated record. The transcript is spliced from 4 exons. Gene Ontology annotation, molecular function: acyltransferase activity, transferring groups other than amino-acyl groups. Bases 1 to 1749 code for a protein of 582 amino acids.
AUGAUCAUCCGGCUGGCAAGCGAAGCCGAUCUCGAGGACAUGACGGCGGUCCUCGUCGGGGCCUCACCACUCGACCCGGUCUACCCCUACCGAUUCCCCGGAGGGCACCUCUACUCGGACGAGUUCGCGGCCCUCUGCCGGCGGAAAUGCGCCGAGUAUCUCGAGAACAGCACAGUCGUGGUCUGCGAGCUGCCCGCCGAUGACGGCAGCUCGUCAACGCAGGUCGUCGCCUUCAGCGCCUGGGACAUGCCCGCCGCAGCACAACCCCUGAAAUCGCGCCGUGAGAGCGCCCUCGGCGUCGUCCACGGCCACGUCUUCCUCAAGAUCCUGCUCACCCACCCGGCGUGGCAGCGCCGUGACGCCGGCACGGCCCUGACCUCGUGGGGCAUCGCGCAGGCCGCCGCCCUCGGCGUCCCCACCACCGUCUUUGCCAGCCCCAUGGGCCUGGCCCUGUACCGCCGGCUGGGGUUCAGCGAGGUCGGUCGUUUUCGGGUGCAGUUGGAGGGGGAGAGGGACUUUUUGGAGAUUCCGGCGCUGGUGAGGCCGGUGGGGAUGGGAGGGGGGAUGAGGGAGGUGGAGGGGGCGGUGGGGUUGGGGUUUUGUGGGAGGAGAGUGAGGGAUUGUGUUGGUGAUGGUGGUGCUGGUGGUGUUGUUGCGGGGUGGGGGGAGGGCGCGCCGAAUGCCAACCCCGAACCCGGGCCCAUGACAACCCGCCUACGGCAAGCCACCGAAGAUGCCCUGCUCACCGGAGGCCGCGCCGGCCGCCGCGCCGUCGAAGAAGCCGGCUUCAGCGAGGAACUCAAGGCGCAGCUGCUCGACAAGGUAGCUACCGCCAGGUUCAACCACGAACACUCCGCCACGCUGGCCCAAGCGGGCAUCACCUCGCGUCUCCCCGACUCGGCUGGGCUGGGCACACGCGCGAUGGCCUCGGCCCAGCCUUGGACCGGGCAGGAGAGCACUGAGGAUACCGUGCUGCGGAUGUUGGAUGAUGCACGCAAGCCGCUAGGGCCGGGGCUGCGGGCGAAAAGCAAGCCGGUUGUCCCGCAGCCCGUCGACAUGCGCAUCAGGAGAGAGGUCGGCGUGACGCCCGGGCGGAGGGCCGCCGGCGCACGGGACAAAGCACAGGCUUACGCGGGGAUGGGGAUCAAAGACGCUGGGUUGAGCGAGAAGGAGAGGGAGGCCAUGAGGAGGGAGUUUAAAGAACGCUUUGCGCCGGGGGCGAGAGCGAUGCCGAAUACCGUGUCCGGGCUGGCGGCCUUGGCGAACGAACGAAUCGAGGACGCGAUCGCAAGGGGCCAGUUCAAAAAUAUCCCCCGGGGGAAGGGGAUCGAGAGAGACAGGCGGGCAGACAACCCGUUCAUCGACACCACGGAAUACAUCAUGAACAAGAUGAUCAAGCGACAGGACCUGGUCCCGCCGUGGAUCGAGAAACAACAGGAGGUCGCCAAAACGGCGGCAAACUUCCGCGGCCGGCUGCGAAACGACUGGAAGCGCCACGCCGCGCGCAUGAUCUCCGCCCGCGGCGGCACCCUCGAGCAGCAGAUCGCCCGCGCGGAGGCCUACGCGCGUGCCGAAGAGGCCCACAACCCACGCCGGCGCCGCCCCGACCAGAUCGCGGUCCCGACCACCGUGACCAACGACGCGGUCAUGACGGUGGCCAGCGGCUCCCCCAGCCCAACCACCAACCCAUCCCCAUCACCCCCCUCCACCACCACUACCCCCUCCCCCUCAUCCGCAUCACCAUCCUAA